GGGAGGCGAUGCAGGCGGGGUUCACAGAAGCGCCUGUUGCACUUUCCACGCCACGUUCUCCGCCUUCCCUCGCUGACAAAUACAGGUGUUCCUUGUGGCUCCCACCCCGGGUGCCCCUCCGCGGACCAGCAGCGCCCCCUGGCCCCAGCCGUGCGCGCGCCCCGGGCAGCUCUGCUGGGUCCCGCCGUGCGCUUCUCGCCGUGUUUCUCCCGGGGAGUCAGAGCCCAGAGUUGUCUGCCUGCCGCAGGAGCCCUAGCGCCCAGGACCCCGUAGCGUGCCUGAAAGGGGCGCGGGUUGCUUACACUGGGCGCCAAGGGGACCAGCGGGUCCGGCCUCCAAUCGCUCCUACCCAAAGCACGGAGACCGUGCGGCUCCGCGUGGACGCAGCGACAUUGCGGGCUUUGUUUGGCAUUGUCUCUGCUCACCUGAGCGCGGCCAGGAGGCCCGCGCGCCUCUCCUCUCCGGGCAGACAGUGUCCCGGGGAAGAACGCCCCAAGCGCACGCCUCCUCCGAGCUCCCCAGCUGCAUUGGGGAGAACUGGCCUCGGUCUCGGGAGGGGGAGCGCAGAGGGUCCCUCAGUGACCCCUCCCUUGAGUCGCUGGCACUGGAGCAACGGGCUGAGGGGCAAGAACCGCAGUCCCAUCAACAUGCCCCCUGUGCUGUUGCUGGAAGUCGUCUGCAUCCUCCUGUUUGCUGGAGCGCCCCCCUCCCUCCCCCUGCAGGAGGUCCACGUCGGCAGGGAGACCGCUGGGAAGAUCUCGGCUGCCAGCAAACUUACGUGGUGCUCGGCUGCGGUGGACAUCCUGUUUCUGAUGGAUGGCUCUCACAGCAUCGGGAAAGGGAGCUUCGAAAGGGCCAAGCACUUUGCCAUCACGGUGUGUGACGCUCUGGACAUCAGCCCCGACAGAGUCAGGGUGGGAGCAGUCCAGUUCAGUUCCACUCCAUGGCUGGAAUUCCCCUUGGAUGCCUUGUCAACCCAACAGGAAGUGAAGACAGAACUCAAGAAGAUGGUGUUCAAAGGAGGGCGCACGGAGACGGGCCUCGCUCUGAAGUACUUUCUGCGCAAAGGCUUCCCUGGGGGCAGGAAUGCCUCGGUGCCCCAGGUGCUCAUCAUCGUCACGGACGGGAGGUCCCAAGGGCACGUGGCGCUGCCCGCCAAGCAGCUGCAGGAAAGAGGUGUCACUGUGUUUGCCGUGGGGGUCCGCUUUCCCAGGUGGGAGGAGCUGCACACGCUGGCCAGUGAGCCCAGGGAGCAGCACGUGCUGAUGGCUGAGCAGGUGGAGGACGCCACCAACGGCCUCUUCAGCACCCUCAGCGGCUCCGACAUCUGCACCUUCGCCUCUCCAGACUGCAAGGUCCAGCCUCACCCCUGUGAGCGCAAGACGCUGGAGACGGUCAGGGAGCUGGUCGGCAACGCCAUGUGCUGGAGGGGAUCGCAGGGGACCGAUGGUGUGCUGGCCGCACUCUGUCCCUUCUCCAGCUGGAAGAAAGUGUUCUUAACCCACCCCGCCACCUGCUACAGGACCAUCUGCCCAGGCCCCUGUGACUCCCAGCCUUGCCGGAAUGGAGGCACGUGUGUUCCGGAAGGACUGGACAGGUACCACUGCCUCUGCCCGCCGGCCUUCAGAGGGGAGGCCACCUGUGCCCCGACGCUAAGCCUGGAAUGCAGAAUCGACGUCCUCUUCCUGCUGGCCAGCUCGGCGGGCACCACGCUGGAGGGCUUCCUGCAGGCCAAGGCCUUCGUGAAGCGGUUUGUGCAGGCAUCACUCAAUGAGGACGCGCGGGCCCGCGUGGGUGUGGCCCGGUACAGCCAGGAGCUGGAGGUGGCAGUGCCCGUGGGCGAGUACCAGGAUGUGCCCCACCUGGUCAGGAGCCUGGACGCCAUCCCCUUCAGCGGAGGCGCCACCCUCACAGGCAGUGCCCUGCGGCAGGCGGCAGAGCGCGGCUUCGGGAGCGCCCGCAGGACGGGCCAGGACCGUCCUCGCCGAGUAGUGGUCCUGCUCACGGAGUCACGCUCCGAGGACGAGGUGGCCGGUCCGGCGCGUCACGCAAGGGCCCAAGAGCUGCUCCUGCUGGGCGUGGGCAGCGAGGCCGUGCGGGCGGAGCUGGAGGAGAUCACGGGCAGCCCGGAGCACGUCAUGGUCUACGCCGACCCGCAGGACCUCUUCGACCAAAUCCCAGAGCUGCAGGGGAAGCUGUGCAGCCGGCCGCGGCCAGGCUGCCAGGUGCAGUCGCUGGACCUGGUCUUCAUGCUGGACGCCUCGGCCUCCGUGGGGCCUGAGAAUUUCGCCCAGAUGCAGAGCUUCGUGAGAAGCUGCACCCUCCAGUUUGACGUGAACCCCGACGUGACACAGAUCAGCCUGGUGGUAUACGGCCGCCAGGUCCAGACGGUUUUCGGGCUGGACACCCACGUCACCCGUCCCGCCGUGCUGCGGGCCACGAGCCAGGCCCCCUACCUGGGUGGGGCGGGCUCGGCAGGCACAGCCUUGCUGCACAUCUAUGACAAGGUGAUGACCGUCCAGAGGGGCGCCCGGCCCGGGGUCCCCAAGGCUGUGGUGAUGCUCACGGGUGGGCAGGGGGCGGAGGACGCAGCUGUCCCCGCCCAGAAGCUGAGGAACAACGGUGUGUCCGUCCUGGUGGUGGGCGUGGGGCCGGUGCUGAGGGACACUCUGCGGAGGCUCGCGGGUCCCCGGGAUUCCCUGAUCCAUGUGGCGGCCUACUCGGACCUGAGGUUUCACCAGGACACGCUCAUCAAGUGGCUCUGUGGAGAAGCCAAGCGGCCCAUCAACCUCUGCAAACCCAGCCCCUGCAUGAACGAGGGCACCUGCGUCCUGCGCAACGGGAGUUACCUCUGCACGUGCCGAGACGGUUGGGAGGGCCCCCACUGUGAGAACCGAGCCAUGAGAGGAGAUGCCCUCCAGCCACGGGGCUCCCGCCGCCGCCAGCCUGCAGGACAGCAGCGGCCGGGCCCCACCCAGCACCCCCGGAGGAGGCCUGGGCACGUGGGACGCUGAAUGGACGCCUGGCCUCAGUGGAGCGGCCCGUCUCGUGGGCUCCUGUGAGCACCUGCCUCCCGCUGUGCCCCAGACCCUUCUGCCCACUUCCCUCACCCAGGGAGAAGAGACAUCCCCGCUACAGACCGUGCUGCUUAGGGACACGGUAGCAGUUGGCUUUGCCCCAUACUGACGAUGUUGAACACUCCUGACAUGUGAGUGAAUGUUUCCUUUCUGUGCCCAGCUGUGCCCUGUUGAGCUUGUCCCCGGCCACCUGCCCCCUGAGGAGAGACAAAGGAACCUGGAGACUUUGGAGGGCCUGUGUGAAGCCCACCCAACAGAUGGCCCAUAGAAUGAUGUCGGGACAGUGACACGAGGAGGCAGUGACUAGAGGGACAUAGCGAUGGCAUUUCAAGAUGGAGAAAGUGUGGACCUUUUCACACAUCCUUCCCUAAAGAUGUCCUAGAGGCGUUCGUGGUUUUGGUUUGAAGAGGAACUGGAGCGGCAUUUGUGAUUUCUGCCCAUGGGGUCUGUGUCGGGGGGAGACUCCGAAAAGCCCCAGACUGGAAUGUGCCUGGUCCACCAGCGUGUUUGACGGUGGGGGAGGGGCCGUGUGCAGCUGGCCUGGGUGCCGGGCCUCAUUCUCGAGGAGGGCGGCGGGCGGGGUGAGGGGUUCCUUCAGAGUUUGCUCAGGAAGGAGGGCUGAAUUGUGGGGUGUUUACGGAGUGCUUUGCUUACUCUCCUUUUAGCGAGGCAAGGAGCGAUCGCAUUCUUAAACUCAGCGAAUAGAGGAGAAAGACACUUUAUAGGGGUUUCAUUGUUUUAAACAGGAUUUAAGCAGUCUAGGGCCUUGUUUUGCUUUUGUUAUGUGUGGUCUUGAAAGGAUGUCAAGAAACGAUGUUGAGUAUUUAUUGAACGGAAGUAUCUGUAUUGAUCUGGCCAAGAGGCGUCGGUCGGAAAGCGCUCUGGCAAACCCGGCCUCCCCCACCCCUGCUGUCUGCAGGCGCCAGUUCUGCCUGUAGUUUUCAGUAGAAACUGUCGCCAAGCUCUGCCCUAAACUCAGCCACUCUAUCACAGCCUUCCUCUUGAAUAUAGGUAAUGUCAUGCUUUAUAUGCAAAUGCUCAGGCUACCCCUUAGCUUCCAGAACGUCAAGAUUUCGGGUGCUGGGAAAGCACCUGAAAGAGGUUAUCACUGUGGUGUCAGAUGUCGGAAAUAAAAUGUCUGGUGUGCCAA
Phyllostomus discolor (pale spear-nosed bat) is the source of this 4227-nucleotide messenger RNA. RefSeq names its product von Willebrand factor A domain containing 2 (gene VWA2). Gene Ontology annotation, molecular function: calcium ion binding. The coding region runs from base 9 to 3014 and encodes 1001 amino acids. Lineage: Eukaryota; Metazoa; Chordata; Mammalia; Chiroptera; Phyllostomidae. The record is from RefSeq and is a predicted model, not a curated record. The transcript is spliced from 14 exons.